Messenger RNA from Bathycoccus prasinos, 1659 nucleotides. RefSeq lists its product with no specific name. The transcript has a single exon. Gene Ontology annotation, biological process: fatty acid beta-oxidation using acyl-CoA oxidase; lipid homeostasis. The record is from RefSeq and is a predicted model, not a curated record. Bases 1 to 1659 code for a protein of 552 amino acids. Gene Ontology annotation, cellular component: peroxisome. Gene Ontology annotation, molecular function: FAD binding; acyl-CoA oxidase activity; fatty acid binding. NCBI's taxonomy places the organism in Eukaryota, Viridiplantae, Chlorophyta, Mamiellophyceae, Mamiellales, Bathycoccaceae.
AUGUCCUCUCCACUGUUUGAGGACGACGACGAUUUCAACAACAACAACAAUCAAAACUCGCGAUGGCAGCGUUUAUACGAGCACAAAUUGGAAACUUUGUUGAAAGAACCGUCGGUGGAUUACCGACAUUCCGCGGAGAAACUUUCCAUUUUAGUCAAAAGCGGUUUAUUAGAGUUUACCGAUUUGACGAGAAAUCCCGAGCGGUUUUUCCUCGCCCAUCGAUUACUCGUGCGCAAAGGGUUCGAGCAAGGUCCUGGGUUUAGCAUACGGUUCACCGUGGAGUAUAACUUAUUCGGUGGGACAGUUUUGGAACUCGGGAACGACCGGCAGAGGAUGAGUUUACAAGCGAUGAGAGAACGAGGUGAACUCGGGUGUUUCGCGUUAACCGAAAAGUUAGCGGGGGUGAAUAGCGGGUUAAUCGUACAAACGACGUGCACGUGGUCGCAACGGGAGAAACGGUUCACGUUGCAAACGCCGUCGGAAAGCGCGAGAAAGAUAUGGAUUUCGCAAGGGUUGGUGGCAACCCGAGCGGUGGUGAUUGCGGAGUUGAUCGUAAGAGGGAGGAACCACGGUCCGCACGCGUUUUUGGUGAACAUGAGGAAACAAAGGUUGGGACCGUUGAUUCCGAACAUUAAAGUAGGCGACAUGGGAGAUAAAACAACCGGAAAUGAUUUAGAUAACGCGUGGAUUGAGUUUAAUUCAGUCAAACUCCCAUAUUCAGCUUUGUUAGAUAGACACGACGGGAUCGACGUGAGAACCGGCGCCUACGUACAGAAGAGCGCGGGAACGAACAACGAAAGACAUUUGACGAACAUGGAUAGGAUUGGACAGAGAUUAUACACCGGGAGAGUCGCCGUGGCGCAAGGCGCGCACGAGUUCCGGAAACGUUUGUUCCAUAAGACGAAAGCGUUUGCCGAUCAGAAAGAGACGUGGGGAUUUUCCGAAAAGAACAACGGGGCGAGAGAGAACGCCGCGGAUAUAGCGUCGUCGUCGUCGGCGGCGGCGGCGAGUGCAACGAACAAACGUUUCGGCGCACGGAGAAGGAGUAAAUACGAGCCUAUCGCAGCAGUGACGGCGAUGCACGAAAGAGGGCCACCGUUAUCGCAAGUCCCGCAGCUUCGUCAGCUGUUUAUCGUCGCCAAGGAACAGGAAAUGAAGAUGGAUGCGUUUCUGGUAAACGUGGAGAGGAAACUGUGCGCUUCGUUGAGGAAAAAAGAACGAGCAUCGAAAGCGCUCGUAGAAGCGAUUGCUGCAGCAAAAAUCUUAGCGGUGGAGGAUGCCAUCGAUUUGACGCACAGAUUGAGACAGGAAACCGGCUCCUACGCGUUAAUGGCGCACACUGGAUUUGAACACUCCGAUUUCCUCAUUUGUUGUAAAUUCGCCGAAGGCGAUUCGAGAAUAUUAGAGUUGAAGCUAGCCAGAGACAGAGUGAAAACGCCAAACGUCAACGAACGCGAGUCCGAACGCGUGGCGAGAGAAAAACUCGUGGAAGGUUUGCGCGCGGAUCAAACGCAAGGCAUGACGAUUCAAAAAGCGUGGAGACGCAGAUGGAGAGAAGCGUACGAUUUAGCCGAGAUUGCGGCGAGAGCCAUCGUGGAUGAUUGGAACGAGCAAUCAGACGCCGAACACAACGCCGGUCAAAUCCUAUCAAGGUUAUAA